AUUAUUUAUGAAAAUAAUUUUGUAUGUCUCAGUCGGUGGGCAAUGUAGGUGGUGCCUGCCACACAAGUUGGAUAAUAUAGACCAAAAUUGUGGUCCAUCAUCUCGUAAGAAUUCAGCCAUUCAUUGACAGCUUAACUUAAAAAGUAACACAACCUGUCUUUCCUAUUAUUUUAGCUAGUUAAUAAUGACACAUUUUUUUCUUCCAUAGAUUUAGUCAGAAACAUUGCUUUUUUAACAUUAUAGUUUUUAUCUAAAUAAGAAAACAUUGAUAAAUAUUGCUAUACAUUUUUAUUUAUGAUUAUUAAAUAUAUACUAUAAUGGGAAAAAAACAAGAAAAUUCCAAAAAGGGUAAAAUAUUACAACAAUACUGUGGGCCGGCCCAAUCAACAUUUGUACAGCCCACAUUGAAUAUAUUACAAAAAUACCACUUGACCUUACCUUCAGCCGCACGUCACAAACGGAGAGGAUGAAGCAACUUCCAUCGAUGCAGUCGGCUACGCAACCAGAAUGAAACCAGAUCGAGCGUAGAACAAGCAUAAAUUCCGUCGAAUUUCGCUAGGAAACGAACAAAUCCAAGGAUCUAAACAACAAAUUUUUUAAAAAAAGACUAGGAAAACCGUGGAGAAACUGAAAUUAAACAUUUGAUUUCGGUUUUUUAUAGUGCAAUAUCACUCAAACGAGCGUCGAAAAUUCAGAUUGAAGCAAUGUAAAUCUGUAUUGAACAGAUCUGGAGCUCCCCCUCAAAUCCAAAAAAAAGAAAUCAUGAAGAAGUGUCAAUUGACGAGUACCAAGAGCUAGCAUAUAUACAAGGAAUUUAUUUUGGAAAAGAUAGAGGACAGAACAGUUUGAGAAAUGGAAUCAGGACAGGAAAUACAAUGCUUGAACAAAGGGACAGAGAUAGAAGAAAGGAAAGACAUUCCAUUCCUAGUCUUCUACAAUGGACAAUUCGAUGAUCGAAUGAAUUAUGAAAAUUAUGAAGCCAGUGGACAUUACAUUUCAGCCAAUUGUAACUAUGAAGAUUUGCAACAGAAACUCAAAGAUGUCCUGGAGUGCAACCAAGAUAACACUGUUUUGCAACUGAAAUAUCAAGUGAAGGAAGGAUACCAACCAUUGAGGAUAAAGGAUGAUCAAAGCCUGCAUUUCUACAUACAACUCAAACUGAAGGACCCCGACUUCACAACAUACCCAAUGUGUGUGAAUGUCAUCAACAACCCAACAACAACCAUCGAUGCAUCAUUCUUGGGAAAUGACAAUUCAUUAAUUACACAUACAAGCGCGUUCCAACCAAUCGAAUACAAUGCAGCAACAACAGAAGACUCAACAAAUCAACAACAUAUAAUUGAAGCUACAGUACCGGAAUUUGGGGGAGAAAGUUUUGACUUCAUGGACUAUGCAAAACUUGUGGCAGAGGAGAUGGUUGAGCAAUUGGAAAACAACAGAAAAAAGGAACCAUAAAUCACAGAUUAUGACGAACUACUAAUCACAGAUCCGCAACAUCCUGAAAUAGAAGAAGCACAAAUAUACAAAGACAAAGAAACACUGCAGAGUGUGCUUGGUUUCUAUGCAAUUAGGAAUAACUUCCAAUUCAGAGUUAAAAAAUCAUGUGCAAGAACAUACAAGAUUUGUUGUUUGGAUCCAAAAUGCAAGUGGGCACUAACAACAUCCAGAAACGGGCCAACAAAGUCAUUCAUCAUUCGAAAGUACGACAGAAAGGUGAUACACACAUGUGAUCUAAACAUCAGAUUUGCCGACAAGAGACAAGCUACAACGAAAUUGAUUGGAAACUACAUCAAGCCACGGUUUACCAACAUAAAAACAACUCAAACGCCACAAGACAUCAGAGGAGAAAUGAAACACAAGUAUGGGGUGAGAAUGAACUACAUGAAAGCAUGGAGAAGCAAAGAGCACGCGCAAGAAGAAUUACGAGGAAAAGCCAACG
Cannabis sativa is the source of this 1939-nucleotide messenger RNA. RefSeq lists its product as uncharacterized. The transcript is spliced from 5 exons. NCBI's taxonomy places the organism in Eukaryota, Viridiplantae, Streptophyta, Magnoliopsida, Rosales, Cannabaceae. Bases 853 to 1455 code for a protein of 200 amino acids. The record is from RefSeq and is a predicted model, not a curated record.